Messenger RNA from Hippocampus comes (tiger tail seahorse), 1631 nucleotides. RefSeq names its product synaptotagmin-1-like. Bases 739 to 1578 code for a protein of 279 amino acids. The transcript is spliced from 8 exons. Gene Ontology annotation, cellular component: plasma membrane; dense core granule; synaptic vesicle membrane. The record is from RefSeq and is a predicted model, not a curated record. Lineage: Eukaryota; Metazoa; Chordata; Actinopteri; Syngnathiformes; Syngnathidae. Gene Ontology annotation, molecular function: phosphatidylserine binding; SNARE binding; calcium-dependent phospholipid binding. Gene Ontology annotation, biological process: calcium ion-regulated exocytosis of neurotransmitter; synaptic vesicle endocytosis.
AGAGCUGGAAAACCGGCAGGACAGUAGCCCCCCCAGGCCCGGAGUUGGAGACCCCUGGACUAGACGAACGUAGCUUCGGUUAGCCUCGUCUUGAGUGUCGCAUCAACUUCAAUAGACUCCGAUCUCCGCCUGGUUGGUCUGGAACCUAGACCGAGUUAAGACUACAAUCUCAGUGAGACGUGACUAAAUCCUCCACGUAGUUACUGUGUACUGGAACCCGGACCUCCUUAGACCAGACCGAAAUCGACUAAAGUUAGGAUCUAAGUUGGGCUCGAAAGUAUACAAAGGUUAUGUAACCUAAACCAAGGAGGACAAGAACAGAGGCCGAGUUAGACCAGGACCUAUACCUGGUGGGACUAGACAUAUUUAGGUUGCAGUCUAUAAAUAGUGAGCUAAACCUCGCACCCGACGGACUCCGUCUCAGACUUGACAUAUCCUAGGUGUAGUGCAUCGAGUUCGGCCCAGCCUCCACCAAGUCAGACUCCAACUUUGUGCUACUUUGACUAAACCACACCGUGGUUGACUCGAAUUUAAACUUGAUGAGGUCAGAAACGAAGCCGAGUUGGAGUUGAACCUAAAACCGAAACCUAGCCAGGCUACGAGGACGCAAAACUAGCUGGAGUGGGAUCUACAGCAAUGGAGAGCUGCGACCAAGUGAAAGCGCCUCACCAACGUCCCUCGCGGACCGUCCCGUGACAUCGAACCCUCGUCUUCAACAUCAUUUUCACCAUCAUCAUCAUGUUGCGGGCUUCUUCUUCAUCUUCAUCAUUAUCAUCAUCCAUCUCUGACAUCUUCCAUACGAACACGUCAGCCAGUGACAUCGUUCACGGAAUCGUCGAGAGAAUUCCAUUGCCAACCUGGGCCGUCUACGUGCUGGCCGCGGUGGGCGCGGUCGUAUUCUUGCUGGUGGUGUGUUGCGUGUGCGCAUGCUGCUUCAGAAGCCGUCGGAAGAAACGACGGCAGAAGCCGCCGGAGCCCCUGGUGAAUCUCCGGUCGCCCGGCGGCCAGUCCAAAGGCAAGCUGGUUCAACCCGGCGCGGGCGACGUCAACUCCGGCGCCUCCGAGCAGCCGCGGGGCAAACUGCUGUACUCGCUGGAGUUCAACGCCGCUCUCUCCGAGCUGAUGGUGGGCGUGAAGCAAGCGAGCGGCCUGAAGGCCAUGGAUGUGGGAGGAACUUCCGACCCCUACGUCAAGGUCUACCUCCUGCCCGAUAAGACAAAGACCUGUGAGACCAAAGUUCUGAAGAACACGCUCAACGCCACCUUCAACGAGACCUUCACCUUCCAGAUCUCCAAGGCCAAUUUGAUGAAGUCGACGGCUGUACUUCAAGUUUUCGACUUUGACCGCUUCUCCAAACACGACAUCAUUGGAGAACUGCGCCUAAAACUCGGGCAAGUAGACUGGAAUCACGUCAUCGAGGAGUGGAGGGACCUCAACGAGCCUGCCGACAUGGAGGAGGAGAACCUCGGUGAGAUCUGCUUCUCUCUGCGUUACGUUCCGACAUCCAGCAAACUAACCGUGGUCAUCCUGGAAGCCAAAAACCUCAAGAGCACCGACCUGGAUGGAAGCUCAGGUUAGUAAUCCGGCGAAGUGCGACUCCCUGUCCUCAAGGGGGCGUGGCCCGGUACCUC